Messenger RNA from Aspergillus neoniger CBS 115656, 312 nucleotides. RefSeq lists its product as uncharacterized. The transcript has 8 exons. NCBI's taxonomy places the organism in Eukaryota, Fungi, Ascomycota, Eurotiomycetes, Eurotiales, Aspergillaceae. The record is from RefSeq and is a predicted model, not a curated record. Bases 1 to 312 code for a protein of 103 amino acids.
AUGACUUUUUUAUUUUUUUUCCUCUUGGCCUUUUCUCAUGCAAUGGCAGGGCUGCAUGUUGUGGGCGGCACUCCUAGGAGGAAGGAAGGAUGGAAGGAAAGCAAGCAAGUCAGUCAAUCGAUCAUAACCAAUUUGCGGUUGGCUGAGAUCACUUUCAUUCAGUCAGUCAUCCGCGGCCAUCCUUCCGGAAUUUGUAAUUAUGCUGAUAGGCUGGAGCGUAUGGCUCUUUUCGAAGGCCUGCUCCCCCUCACUCCCCGCGUGGCCAAUCCUCCGCCCAGAGGGUUAAGGUAUAUUACUAUCGACGUUAACUAA